Kockovaella imperatae is the source of this 714-nucleotide messenger RNA. RefSeq lists its product as hypothetical. The transcript is spliced from 3 exons. The record is from RefSeq and is a predicted model, not a curated record. The coding region runs from base 1 to 714 and encodes 237 amino acids. NCBI's taxonomy places the organism in Eukaryota, Fungi, Basidiomycota, Tremellomycetes, Tremellales, Cuniculitremaceae.
AUGGCAUCGGACCCCACUCGCCCGGCGAGCGUCACGUCGCUGACGUCCCAAGAUGUACGAUCUGAUCCCAUCCUCUCCUCCUUGGCUCGGAAACAAGCGCCUCCGACGGCUUUCAAAGCACGACCUGCACCACCACGACAGGACAAUGUCGGGCCACGCAUGACCAAAUCGGCCACCUUGCGGCAAGGACUCAAGCCGGUUGCUCCAACGUCGUCAAGUGAGGAGAGAAAGGAGGUUGAUUUCAAGUCGACACCUGGGCACAAGCGAGAGGGACUGGGCAUAACUGUUGCCGCACUGUCCAAACCGUCCAUUGCCCCGAGAGAGACCAAAGCGUCAAAACUGAGGACGGGGGGCACGGUUGAAACGUCUGCCAAGAAGGAUAUGGCAGCGGCAGCUGCUGCUAGCAAGGCAAGAGAGAGGGAAGAGCAGGCAAAGCGGAGGGCCAGUAUUGCCGUUCCAGCGAGUCUCAGUGCACCCCAUAUUAUACCCCGAACGAAUCGUUCGUCCAUGCUCAGGACUGGGGUGGAGGGGCCGCUGGUGGCGACAAAGUCGGCGACGAAUAUCAAGGAGGAUAGGGUCAAGGCAGCGUACGAGGAGAAGGUGAACCGGAGGGCCAGCGUCGUCAAGAGCUUGGGCGCGCCGACCAUUGUGCCGAGGGCCAACAAGUCGUCCAUGCUGAGGGCCCCGAGGGGUGGUGAGGUGCCGCCAAAGUGA